AUGUGUCGUCAACCACCACCACAACAACCGAUUGAUUGUUGCUACUUUGCCAACGGAAUCUGUUCGAAAGGCACCGCCUGUACAUUCAUCCACGACGCUGCGACGAGAAACGAGAACAUUUGUCAGUUCAAUUUGGUUGUAAAAUGUUCAUUCGGUCAAGCGUGUCGUUUCCUCCAUACCCGUCCGAAAAAUGACGAAUGCCCAUCAACGUCUUCUCCCUCUUCUUCGUCUUCUUCCAAAUCUAAACUCACAGCUACAGUAAUCACUCCUCGAGUUCGUCCCAUUCAAUUGGCUCAACCGGGGCUCAAUAUCGAUGCGACUGAAUUCGUACCGAGUUGGAUGAAGAAAUCUGAGAAAUCUGUGGGGAAUGCAUUUCUAGUAAAAAGUCUCCUGAAAUUACACCCAAUCUACGCCGCCGCCGCCUCCUUCCGUAUCCUGACGUCAUCUGAAGGCAGCACGUCAUCACCCGGCGGCGCGACGUCUUCAUCGAAUUCUCCGUUGACUGCGGACGCUCAAAUGUGUCCGUAUCACUUGAAAAACGGUGAUUGCAAUCGAAAAGAUUUCGCCUGUCCAUUCGCACACGGAGAUCUAUGCGAUAUGUGUCAUCAGUGGUGUCUUCAUCCGACUAAUCAAGAAUUGAGGAAAUUACAUCAAAAUGGCUACUCGUCGUACGGAAUGAUGUCAGCAACCGGAGCAAUUCCACCACAAUCAUCACAGGCUCCGUACGGUGGAUACUACUAG
Molecule: messenger RNA, 741 nt
Organism: Caenorhabditis remanei
Lineage: Eukaryota; Metazoa; Nematoda; Chromadorea; Rhabditida; Rhabditidae
Exons: 6
Coding region: 1-741 (246 amino acids)
Biological process (GO): protein polyubiquitination
Molecular function (GO): metal ion binding; ubiquitin protein ligase activity
Source: RefSeq, a predicted model, not a curated record